GUUCGCUCAGUAUGUUGCGGCCCUUGCUUACGUACGGUGGUAUACGCGCGUGAGUAACGAGCGAGUGUGAACCGAUCGUCGUGACGAGAGCGCGCCAGUCCGAGGAAUCGAGUACGCGAGGAAAAAGGAAGCGACGGCUACGCUCAGUCUCCUGUGAUCAACGUUUACGCGACAGACUCACGCGAGCUUCCCGCUUUUUGUGUUCUCCGCAUCGAAGCGCCACAGCAGCACGCGCUCUCGUAAAGUGUCUCGCAAAGUUUCGAAAGUCCGCGCAACCCGGAAAACGGAAAAGCAGCAGAUUCGCGUUCUAUCUGUCUCUUUCUCUCUACGAUAGUGGUGCGUCUACGUCGCGCCAGCGCGGGCGUCCUUCCGCGUUCUCUCUCUCGCGCGCGCGUUUGCGCGCCCUCAGAUUAACAAUUUAGUGGAGUGAUUUUGUUUUUCGUCUCUCGCGGUCGUCGCUCCGUUAGCCGUUCGGCGCGCGCGGGAUCGGUCCCGGUGGACCGUGCGAUUUCGAGUACCCUAUUACGAAGGGUACUAGACGGUGCAAAGCAUCCGGUGGAAUUCCUCGACUUCUCACUAUCCGGUCAUCGGGAUUCUCUCGCGGGGAUGUUAAGAUAACCCUUCAUCCAUCGCGCCGGAUUGGAUUACCAUGCUGGACACGGCUACGAGUCGCAGGUGGCUCUUAGACGUCCAAGCUGAAACUGUGAAAAGUACAAAUUGGCAGCAGUAUGCUUACAACGUAGCAUUCAAACUUCAACCAUCUUCUUGCUGAGUCGCUCUGCGAUGUUGUUUAGGUGAGCGGGAGGGAGGCGCUGACCGGUGGCGGCGGCGGCCAUGCGCCCCGGCCCGUCAGUAGAGCCGAGCCGCCGCAGGCCUCCCCGUCGCCAGCAUCCGCAUCAGCAGCAGCUCCAUCGGGAGCGCGAUCGACAGCAGCAACAGCAACAGCAACAGCAACAUUGGCUGCAUCCGUGGCGGUUGCGCUUCAACAGUUCGCGCGCUCUCCUGGUGCUGCUGCUACUGGCCAGCAGCCCCCUGGUCCUGGGUCUGACUGAGCCGCCAGGAUCAUCAACAGCUGCAGCGGCCCCAGCGACCCAGUGCCAGCAGGCACACAAGAGCCAACUGAAGUCGGGGAAUAACGCGGUGAAAAAUUUGACCAUCGGUUACCUCACGGCCAUCAAGGGCGGCCUCAAGGAUCGUCAGGGUCUCGCCAUCUCCGGCGCCCUGUCCAUGGCCCUCGACGAGAUCAACAACGAUACAAGCAUUCUGCCGAACGUGACGCUAGUGAUGCGAUGGAACGACACGAGGGGAGAGACUGUCGAAGCUACCAAUGCAAUGAUCGAGAUGAUCUGCGACGGGGUCGUGGCCUUCUUCGGACCGGAAGGCUCCUGCUACGUCGAGGCCAUAGUCGCUCAAGCCCGCAACAUACCUAUGAUCAGUUACCAGGCGCUGCGGAACCGAGGGGGGGCACAGAAGGCGAUCGCCCACUCAGUAAUUCAGAAAUGCUCAGACUACAAGGCUUCGAGAGUGAACACCUUCGUGAGGACCGAGCCGCCAGACACGCAGGUGACCAAAUCGGUGAUCGCCUUGCUGUUGCACUACGGAUGGAACAAAUUCACAAUCGUGAGCGAGCGCGCAUGGGUAACGGUCGCCCGUUCGCUGAACGACGAGUCGAGUAAGAGCAAUCUCACCGUGAACCACUACAAGAUCGUCGAGGAUCGGCACACGUGCUGCGAGGAGAGAAUGUCUUGCUGCCAAGUCAGCGUAUGGUUCCAAAUUAUACAGGAGACCAAAAAUAUGACCCGCAUUUACAUCUUCCUGGGUACGCCAAUGUCACUCAUAGAUAUGAUGAAUUCGAUGCAAAGCCAAAGGCUGCUGGAUGACGGGGAGUACAUGGUAAUAUACGUGGACAUGAUGACGUAUUCGCCGCGCGAAGCACAGAAAUAUUUGUGGAAACCGGAACACUUCGAUAUAUUGAAGAAUUGUAUGGAGCCGAAGGACUUUCUAAAGAGGGCACGCUCGCUGAUGGUGGUUGUGUCAACGCCGCCAACGCAGAAUUACGAGGAAUUCACUAAGAAGGUCCGAGAGUAUAGUGUUAAGGAGCCAUUCAACUUCGUGAUCCCCGAGCUUCUGAGAAAGUAUGAAAAGUACGUGUCCAUUUAUGCGGCGUAUCUCUACGAUUCUCUCAAGCUGUACGCAAGAGCCUUGCAUCAGCUAACUAUUGAUCAUGCGGAUCAAUCUGUCGAGGAGCUCGCUAGAAAUGGCACUCUUAUAAUUGAGACGAUUAUCAAGAAUCGUACAUAUCAAAGUGUAAGUGGGGCAACCAUAAAAUUGGACAAAUAUGGGGACUCGGAAGGAAAUUUUUCGGUACUCGCUCUUAAGAAGGAGGCGUUACACCAGGACAAUUUUACCUGCGAGUAUCAGAUGGCCCCGGUGGGCCAGUUCCAGCAGGGUGAAACUCUAGUAUACAGACCAACGGGAGCCAUGGAUUGGCCUGGGAAAAAUAAGCCGGAGGCAGAGCCUGGUUGUGGUUUUCUCAAUGAACAUUGUCCAAAGGACGAUACGCAUUUCCGUAGUAUCACCGUCGCCAUCGUUCUCUUUGUUGCGUUGUUCAUCGUCGCGUUGUUCGCUAUGACUCUGUAUCGGAGGUGGAAAAUAGAGCAGGAGAUAGAAGGAUUGCUUUGGAAGAUUGAUCCGAGCGAGAUACACGGUUAUCCUCAUCUUGACAACAUGAUGUCCUCCCCUAGUAAGUUAAGUUUAGUUAGUGCAAUGUCCUAUGAAUCAAGAUGCGGCAACCAAGUAUUUGCGCAAACUGGGCAUUACCACGGUGUAGUGGUGCGGAUAAAGGAGCUGAAAUUCUCGAAGAAAAAAGAUAUUUCACGGGACGUUAUGAAGGAGAUGCGCGUUCUCCGUGAUAUUAGACAUGGUAAUCUCAACUCUUUCAUCGGAGCGUGCGUGGAGCCGAUGAGGAUAUUGUUAAUUACCGACUAUUGUGCCAAAGGAAGUCUUUAUGACAUUAUCGAAAACGAAGAUAUAAAAUUAGAUGAUAUGUUUAUCGCAUCGUUAAUUCACGAUCUCAUUAAGGGUAUGCUGUACAUUCACGAGUCAUCUGUGCUAGUCUGUCAUGGUAAUUUGAAGUCUUCCAAUUGUGUUGUGACUUCACGUUGGGUGCUCCAAGUCUCCGAUUUCGGUCUUCAUGAUAUGCGUCAUUGCGCCGAAUCUGACAGCAUUGGUGAACAUCAGUAUUAUCGAAACUUGUUUUGGAAAGCUCCCGAGCUGCUAAGAAAUCCGCAUGCCUCGAUUAGAGGCACUCAGGAAGGGGAUAUUUAUUCUUUUGCCAUUAUUCUGUAUGAAAUUCUUGGGCGAAAAGGGCCGUACGGAAAUAUCAAUCUGGAACCCAAAGAAAUCAUAGACCGAGUAAAAAAGUUACCACAAGAUGGUGAACCGCCGUUCAGGCCCAACUUAAAUAUACUCUCCGAGUCGAAAACAAAUUGCGCCGAUUAUGUUAUUAAUACUAUUAUGGACUGCUGGGCGGAAAGUCCAGAAUUUAGGCCAGACUUCAAGACGAUAAGAAUCGGCUUGAAGAAGAUGAAAGCCGGAUGGCACCGAAACAUAAUGGAUCAAAUGAUGAAUAUGAUGGAGAAAUAUGCAAGCAACCUCGAAGAUCUAGUCACCGAGCGUACGGGACUUCUUUUGGAUGAAAAAAAGAAAACUGAAGAUCUGCUUCAUAGAAUGUUACCCAAGCCUGUCGCGAAUUGUUUAACAAACGGUAUCGGAGUGGAACCAGAAGCUUUCGAUUUGGUUACUAUAUACUUCAGCGAUAUCGUCGGUUUCACGGCAAUGUCGGCGGAAAGCACUCCGUUUCAGGUUGUUAAUUUCUUGAAUGAUCUGUAUACAUUAUUCGAUCGCAUAAUUAGAGGAUACGAAGUGUACAAAGUAGAAACGAUUGGAGAUGCUUAUAUGGUCGUCUCCGGUCUUCCAAUAAGGAAUGGAGAUCAACAUGCCGGGCAGAUAGCAUCAAUGUCGCUGGAAUUACUUAAUGCCGUUAAACACCACACGAUACCUCAUCGACCUCAAGAAACUCUUAAGCUACGUAUUGGUAUUCACACUGGUCCUGUAGUAGCGGGUGUUGUUGGUUUAACAAUGCCUAGAUAUUGUUUGUUCGGGGACACCGUCAAUACGGCGUCUCGUAUGGAAUCUACCGGGGAACCAUUACGGAUACAUAUCAGUCAACAAUGUAAAGAAGCUCUCGAUAAGAUCGGAGGUUACAAGAUCGAGGAACGAGGCUUCAUAGAAAUGAAAGGAAAGGGAACAGUGAAGACGUAUUGGCUCACGGGAGCUACUGUGACGCACAGAAAAAAUACAGAGAACUUUAAUAUGGACGAAAAUCUUCCACCGCUGUUCUGCCGACCGCGGAAAAGUCCGAAGCUAAAUCCAGACUCGCGAUAUGCAUCACUGCUAGAGGGAUUAGGCGGUGGGAGUCGUAGACAAUCAGCUGUACCAUAUCCAAUGGCAGACGAUUCGUCUUCCCAAUGCGGUGGAUCUAGUCCAGUUCCUCGACCACUGCAUGCGCGCAAGAUUGAGAAAUCUCCCCUAUGCCUGACCGAAAGCGUUUCGAAGACCACGCUAGACAAUGUUUCGAUCCAGGAAGACAUGGAAGGACACGCUAACAAUAUCAAAUCAGUCGAUGAUUUGUUUACGAUCUCGGGGCCGAAGCUUAGGAAAAAUGCGCGCGCAUUGUCCACGAUCGCGUCUUCGUCAUCAAGCGACUAUCCAUCUCAGACUGUUAUACGCGGAUCUCGCUCACUGGACCCGCUUCCCACCGAAAUGUAUAACAAACGGUAUAACAAUUCGUCACCGAAUUUCUGGAAGGAGAACGAGUGCACGCGGACUGAUUCGAAAAUGGACAUUUCUGAGAAAAUGCUAAAUAAUAAUUAUCCUAACGGGAAUGUGAUAAUGGUGCCUCACACUGAUAACUCCCCGAACGAAGCGGAGCCACUGUUAGGCGACGAGAGCGAAGGCAAAGGAUACAUUCGGGAGAAACGUUCGCGCUCGCUGGAUCAAGUGGUAUCUGCGUCUAGCACGGACAGUGUACCUGAAAAAUCUUCCGCGCGAAAGUUGUUGGAAAUUCCGCCGGUUUCAACUAUCAUUCAGAUGUUCAACGGUAACGGAUUGCGUAGUAGCAACGUCUCUUUAAGGAGAGGCGUAAUACCAGGGUACGAUAAGCAAACUGAACGUGAAAGUGUAGUCUAGUACACAUUCGAAAAAUAUUCUCUUUUUUUUUUUAGUAACGCGACAAACUGGUAGCAGGAAAUAGAAUCACGUGUAAAAAGUGAGAGUGCUACUGGAUGCGUAAUUAUGUGAAGCAUAUUACGUUUAUGAGUCAUAAGCAUGAUAUAUUGUUGCCAUCUUUUUUUUAGCUUAGAUAUGUGCAAUUUAUGUAUAUGAAAGAGUUACCGACAUUGUAUAUUUUUUAAUAUCUAGGUAUUUUAUAUAACUUGUACUAAAAACCUGUGCAUCGAGAGGAUGCAGAAAGCAACUUUUACAUAGUACAGAACCCUACUCCUGUUCUUUUUUUUGUUAAGAUUUUUAAUUCGAGUGUGUAACAGAAACACUAAACUAUUUUAUAAAAAUCAUGACCAAAGUACACCACGGACAUUUAGAUCAUCCGACGAUCCAUUUCGUUUAACGAUAUGAAAAAGGAAUUAGAAUUAGAUAGCAUUGCGUAUAGUCGACGUCAGAAUGGUAUACAAAAAAACCUUGUUCUAUAGGUAGAAAUUACUAUUUUCAUAAGCAAGUUUCUAUCUAUGAAACAAAACCUCUAAUUUUAUAAUAAAUUUAUUACAUAAAUGAGAAAUUCAACAGUUAUAUAUAAUAAUUAAAACUUAUAAAGCGAUAAAACUAUAUAACUUUCCGUUUGUUACAUACUUAACAAAUGAAAAAUUUCUCUAAUCAUUCCAAUGUCGACUGUACAUACAUAAUCAAAUAAGAAGCAUGAAUGUGUAAGACAUAUGUACAUAAAACAUAUUAGCACACAUGUGUGUAUAUCUAUAAUAUCUAUAAAUCUAUAUUUGUUCACUGAAACAAGCAAAUUGUCCGUAUGGCUGUGAAAAAUAAACUAAAUAAUAUCUAAGGUGCUUAGUAAUAUAUCAUGUUGUUAAAUGUAUAUAAUUAAAUAAUAAUAUAUCAAUGUAAAGAUAAAACGUAAAUUAAAAGAAUUAUUACCUUCUACAAGAGUCAAUUAAAGAUUAAUCUU
This is a messenger RNA of Linepithema humile (Argentine ant), 6253 nucleotides long. Lineage: Eukaryota; Metazoa; Arthropoda; Insecta; Hymenoptera; Formicidae. The record is from RefSeq and is a predicted model, not a curated record.